Molecule: messenger RNA, 1637 nt
Organism: Zophobas morio
Lineage: Eukaryota; Metazoa; Arthropoda; Insecta; Coleoptera; Tenebrionidae
Product: cytochrome P450 4C1-like
Exons: 5
Coding region: 89-1588 (499 amino acids)
Molecular function (GO): heme binding; oxidoreductase activity, acting on paired donors, with incorporation or reduction of molecular oxygen; iron ion binding
Source: RefSeq, a predicted model, not a curated record
CAUUCUCCCGAUUGCUUUAUUUUCUAGACGAUAUUUAUUGCGAAGCUGCGUUAUAUUUUUGCAGUUUUUCGUUGUUUAAGCUGAAGAAAUGUUGAUUUACGUGUUAUUAUUAACAGUGAUUUUAAUAGCUUUACUGAAUGGCUAUAAUUUUUUUAAGAAAUUUUACACAGAUAGGAAACACGUGGAAGGGAUUCAUGGCCCUCCGGAGAAAUUCUUUUUCGGACAUAUGUACAUUCUAAUGGCAGAUAAAGAUGAAAUGUUUACUAGAGCUCGGAAAUUUGCCAAACUAUAUUAUCCAAUUUAUCGUUUCUCGACCCUCUACGUCAACAUUAUCAACUUUCUGGAGCCCGACGACAUCGAAUUGAUUUUGUCCUCCACCAAACACUUAACCAAAAGCAAAAUUUAUAUGUUCUUGCACAACUGGCUAGGAACGGGUCUUUUGACAAGCACAGGAGCCAAGUGGCACAAAAGGCGCAAAAUUCUAACACCCGCUUUCCACUUCAGUAUUCUGCAACAAUUCUUGAACAUUUUUAACAACGAAACUGUUAAAUUAGUCGAGAAACUCGACGACGAGUGUGGCAAGAUCAUCGACGUGGUACCACCCGUCACCAAUUUUACUCUACAGUCAAUCGCGGAGACGGCAAUGGGUCUGAGUACCAUCGACGAUUCCACACGGAAAAAAUACAAAGAGGCGAUUUACGAAAUCGGGCGGAUUUUUCUAAGUAGGUUGGAAAAACCGUGGUACCGUAUCAAUGCCAUCUACAACAUGAGCAAAUUAGCGAAAAAGGAAAGCUCCGUCAUCAAGGUACUUCACGAUUUUUCCAAUAACAUAAUCGCGGAACGGGAAAAAGAAAUCACGAGCAUUUCCGACCACUUGAGUACUUAUUCUAAGAAGAAACGACUGGCGAUGUUGGAUUUGUUGUUGUCGGCUAAGCAUGACGGUGCGGAUAUCGAUCAUGAAGGAAUACGCGAAGAGGUUGACACUUUCAUGUUUGAGGGCCACGACACCACCUCCAUGGGCAUUUCGUUCCUACUUUUGGUACUCGCUAACCUCCAAGACGUUCAAGCUAACGUCUUAGACGAAAUCCUGUCGGUACUCGGUCCAACCAAAGUACCCACUUACGACGACUUACAAGAACUAAAAUACACGGAAAGGUGCAUCAAAGAAACCCUGCGCCUGUUCCCCAGUGUUCCUUUGAUUUCUAGGUACGCAGGUGAAGAGUUUGUUACCAAAACCGGCUACACAAUCCCGAAGGACACAGUAAUGCACAUACACAUCUUCGACGUCCAUCGCAACGAGAAGAUUUAUCCUGAUCCUUUGAAGUUCGAUCCUGAUCGGUUCCUGCCGGAGAUCGCCAACGCGAGACAUCCUUUCGCCUAUAUUCCUUUCAGUGCAGGCCCUCGGAACUGUAUCGGACAAAGGUUCGCCCUAAUGGAACUGAAAACUGUGCUUUGUGGGGUUUUGAGGAAGUUCAAGCUGGAGAAGGUUGAUGACAUGAAUGACGUGGAGUUUAGACCAGACUUGGUACUUCGACCCAUGAGAGAUGUCAAAGUCAAAAUUUUGCCCCGAAGCUUAGAGAAUUCUUAAAUUUGUUAUAGUUUUUCAAUAAAAUAAAUUCGGCUGUUUUAUUAUGUUA